GGAUGGAGAGACGCUGGGUGUAGGAGCAGGAGAUAGCGCGCGCGGCGGCCGGGGAGGAGAGCAGCUGCGGCGAGCAGGCCGAGGAGGAGGGAGCGAGAGGGAGGGAGACGUCGCCUGCGAUGACACCGGCCUCAUCCGCCGCCGACACCGUCAUCGUCGCGAGCGAGCAGAGCAGCAGCAGCAGCCGGGCCGCGGCGCCGUCCGUCCCGUCGUCCUACGCCGUGAUCUGGGAGAAGGAGCGGUAAGAGACAGAGAGCUACGCGUCUCCUGCUGCGGCAUGGAGGUGGAGAAGGCCAGGUGCGAGUGCUGCGGGUUCACGGAGGAGUGCACGCCGGCGUACAUCGCGGCGGUGCGGGCCGAGUACCUUGGCCGCUGGGUGUGCGGCCUCUGCGCCGAGGCGGUGGGCGACGAGAUCCGGCGCGAGGACGGGGCGCUCACCACGGCCGAGGCGCUGGACCGCCACGUCGCGUUCAGGAAGGCGGCGGCGCCGUCCCCCGACGACCUCGUCGCGGCCGUGGCGCGGCUGCUCCGCCGCUGCCUCGACUCGCCGCCCGCGUCGCCAGCCGCGCCCGCGCCGCAGGGCCGGAAGGUUGCCGCGGGGCCCGGGUGCCCCGACGAGGCCGACGCCUGAAGCCUCGCUCCGCGCGCGCAACGCUGGAUGGCGAGCAGCUUGCUCGGCGGCGGCGGCAAUGAUUGCGGCCAUUAGUUGGUUCAAGCUGAUAGCGAAUUGAAUAUUGUGAUUACUUGUAGCUGUGCUAGAAUAAAACCCUGGCGGCAUGUGAGAGUAGCAGUGCUCGUGUAGGCCGCCUUCGUCUCCGCGAUCGAUUGAUGAUUGCUCGAGAGAGGAGCAGCAAAUCGCGCUCCGUAUGAUCAUCGAGCAACGAGCAUGAAGUUGUUACGUGCUUGGGGUCUAUCUAGCUAUGGUACUUCUAUAAUCUGGGGGAUUCAUGUGGAGGACAAGGACUGUUCCAUUAGCUCAGUACUGAAUAUUCAGCUAGAGAGCUAGACACUGUAGUCAGGUUGCGAUAACAUUGUACUGGACUCCUGGAGCCGUCCUUGGCCUAGAUGCAACUGUAUUCAUGUAAAUUAUCUUGCAAUUUGCUUGUGUAAUUCAUGGGUCACAUCGACACUUGGUGUU
Panicum virgatum (switchgrass) is the source of this 1138-nucleotide messenger RNA. RefSeq lists its product as uncharacterized. The coding region runs from base 278 to 631 and encodes 117 amino acids. The record is from RefSeq and is a predicted model, not a curated record. NCBI's taxonomy places the organism in Eukaryota, Viridiplantae, Streptophyta, Magnoliopsida, Poales, Poaceae. The transcript has a single exon.